This is a messenger RNA of Clonostachys solani, 2097 nucleotides long. The record is from the annotation of a GenBank genome assembly. Lineage: Eukaryota; Fungi; Ascomycota; Sordariomycetes; Hypocreales; Bionectriaceae.
AUGGCACCUCCUCAUCUCACAAUUCCACCGGAAGAGUGGGAACGCCGCAAGGAGGUCAUUCUUCGACUCUGGUUCGACGAAAAUCUGCCUAUAGAAGGAACUGGCUCCAAUACACGGAGUUUAAUGCAGGUUAUGAAAGACGAGCACAAUUUUGUCGCCACAGGCUGGGGUGCUUUCAAAAAUUUGAAGAGAUGUGACUGGGAGGUUAUCUUACCAAUCCAUGACCAGCUGGAAAAACGAGGCUUAAAACCUCGGGUGAUGAUCGGUCAUCAUAUCUUUGAGGAGAAAAAGAUAAGAAAGGCCCGCCGCCGGUAUCUUGGUAAAGAAAAUGAUCGGAAACGAGAGCUCAUUGCUGAACCCCGCCCAUCUUCAAAUCAACCACAACGUUGGCAUAUCGAGUUCCUCAAAGAUGGGAACUUUGUCGAAUAUUUUCACAGUGGCGAAUCCGUUAAGUCUGUGAAAGAUCUUGCCAUCUUAGGUCAGAUGCAUAGCGGCUUGCGAGAUGAUGAUAUUUAUACCGCCAGCCCGCCACCCGAGGUCGAUGCUUUCAAGGCUGCAAAUGGCAUCCCAACAGUCAAUACGUCUGAGAUAGACGUAUAUCAUGCCUUUCCGUUACUUAAAUCACAUCGACGUGAUCCAGGACAGGCCGGCGAGUUGGUAGGCCCGUCCGAUGUCUCUCGGUGUCUAAGAGAUAAGGGUCAUAGCUACACUGGAUACGGCGGCAAAACAUCAUCUCUGUUACUGCAAGGGCCGGGUUUGAACUCUUCCCCGAGUAGCAGAAUCAAAAUGAGUGGUCUGUUUUCGAAUGAAGAGCGCGGCGAAAUGUCAAUGCUUCAAAGUAUCCGCGUCCAGCAACUCGCGAGCGAACUGGAGAUUAAGGGCUGGGGCUUCGUAGCAAAAUACCGCCGAUUUUUAAGUAUUACAAGUCGUUAUGACGCUACAGACAGCGACAAAAUCCGACAUUAUGAUCGUGUUAAGAGUUACUUACACUCCGAUACCGGUGUUGGCGGCGCUGAAGAGAACGAUGUUCGACAUCCGACGAAGUACAAGGUCGGGAUACUCUGCGCUCUCCCAAAGGAAAUCCUCGCUGUCAGGGCGCUCUUCGAUAUAGACCACGGCAUAAAAGGCCCGUUGUUGCCUGGGGAUACUAACCACUAUUCGCUGGGACAAAUUGGCGGGCAUAUGGUUGUCGUGGCAUGUCUUCCAGCUGGGGAUUUCGGAAACAUUUCGGCGGCAGAAGCCGCCUCAAAUAUGAAGAGAAGCUUUACAAACGUCAAAUUUUGCCUUUUGAUUGGAAUCGGAGGUGGCGCGCCUUCCCGUCUUCAUGAUAUACGCCUUGGAGACGUAGUCGUUAGUAUGCCAACCGAGACAUAUCCCGGUGUCAUUCAACAUGAUCGGGGUAAAGUGUAUGAAAAUCAUGAUUUUCAGCGAAUAGGGGCUCUUCAACCACCACCAAGAUUCCUGAUGACCGCAAUCAGCUCUCUUUCAUCAGAUCCACGGCUUCCAACCGACCCCCUCGAGCCAUAUUUACAACAGGUUGUUGACCGUAUUCCCCAAUACCAGUAUCCUGGGCAUGAACAUGAUAAGCUUUUCAAAGAACUCUGCCCUAGGUGUCUGGCACAAGAAGACUGCGGCAGCCUGGAAAUGCAUUUAGAAGUCAGAGUACCACGAGCAUCAAAUGCACCAGAGAUACACUAUGGUCUGAUCGCUUCUGGCAACGUGGUCAUAAAAGACGCCCAAUUCCGAGAUCGAUGGGCAAGUCAGCACGGGGUUAUGUGUUUCGAGAUGGAGGCUGCCGGCGUCAUGAACGUGUUCCCUUGUCUCAUCAUUCGCGGUAUCUGUGACUAUGCAGAUGCGUAUAAGAAUAAAAUGUGGCAGGAGUACGCUGCGGCUACGGCUGCAGCGUAUGGUAAAUUACUCUUGAGGGAAGUCUCGCCCGGCUCCUAUGAUGGUUCAGUUGCGGCGGCCAGAAGCCAGAAGCCUAUUGAUGCUUCCCCUCCGAGGGCACUUAGUUCCCUUAGAAAGCCAAUGAGUGUUUCCGCGUUUGAAUUUAUCUUCGGCUUCCUCGCGAAACUACGGCAACACAGCGAGAUAUAG